AUGACCAGAGUCUCUCUCGGGGUGUCUAGACCAUUAAGUUUCCUGGCGAAACUCAGCGACUGUGUCAUCCGCUUCGAAGGCAUCCGAUUCAAUGAUCCUUUCGAUGGAAACUUCGAACGCCGCCAAUUACAACUUGAUAUCGCUAAAGUCCGCCUUUGCAGAUUGGGCAAGGCCAUCGACCGCGAUCGGGAGAACGACUCCGUUGACGAGUCGGGCCCCACCUCGCAGGAAGCAAACGCCACUCUCGACGAGCUGCUAUGGGCCAUCGAAGAAUCGCGGAACAAAUCAAAGCGACGCGAGACAAGGACCACACCGGGAACGCCCUUAGCCUUGAGAGGCCAGGUGUACAAGGACUUGCAUGACUGGCUUGUGAAGAUGACUCCUCGAACGCCAAUGUCGCAUAGCACUACGGGGAACGAAAUGUGGGCUCUAUACCUGGACUCAGACGCUCAGAGACUUCGCGUUGAGAUCACGGACCAUCUUGACGACCUCGAGAAGCUGUUCCCUGUGGACAAGAUUCUCCUUGAACUCGCACAAUCGGCGGUCGACACUCUGGAGAAUCAGCCGGACAUGUUGAAGCUAUUAGCGGCCACCGCUGCCGAUACUGACAAAGUCCUCUCUAAGGCUGCCCUGAACAAGCUUGGCAACCUUUCCGGUCGAAAUCUUGUGGGAGAGAUCAACAGGGAUGAGUCGGCAAGUGUACAUAUCGGAAACACAUGGGCCGAGGAUGCGAAAAGACAUGCGCAAGAAGGACGGUUUGAGAACAUGAUAAACUCGGCAGGCCUCAUCACGGCGAAGGGGGCAUCCGUGGUGCAAGUGGGAAAUCGGUACGGUGAGCCGAGUAUAUUUAGGAACUAG
Molecule: messenger RNA, 858 nt
Organism: Purpureocillium lilacinum
Lineage: Eukaryota; Fungi; Ascomycota; Sordariomycetes; Hypocreales; Ophiocordycipitaceae
Source: RefSeq, a predicted model, not a curated record